This is a messenger RNA of Candida albicans SC5314, 1773 nucleotides long. RefSeq lists its product as uncharacterized. NCBI's taxonomy places the organism in Eukaryota, Fungi, Ascomycota, Pichiomycetes, Serinales, Debaryomycetaceae. Bases 1 to 1773 code for a protein of 590 amino acids. The record is from RefSeq and is a predicted model, not a curated record. The transcript has a single exon.
AUGCAAGUAACUACUUUCUUGGUUAUUGCUGCUAGUUUGGUAACAUUGGUGACAUCUUCACCAUUGACAUUUGUUUCAUCUACUUAUAAUAGUUUACCAACACCAACAACUACUAUCAGUGCUCAUGCUGGUUGUGACGUUGUUUUUACUUCUGAAGGAUAUACCACGACUGUUCCAUUUGAGGAUUGUCCAUUGACUUCUGUUAGUGCUCCUCCUGGUUUCCCACCAAGACCAUAUGGAGGGUGCACCACUUAUAAUGGUGAAGCUUAUUGUGCUCAAGGUAAUUGUGAUAUGUUUUAUGUUUCAUAUUAUCAUACAUUUUUUUGGGUGACUAGUUGCAGCACAGGAGGUUGUUCAUUUAUUACUGAUGGGCCUAGUAUUGGUUUCGAUUGUGCAACAACGAGAACUUUAGACGAUGGAUGUCUUGAAAUUCAAAGUAAAGAAUGGGAUGCAAUUCACAUUACCACUACCUGUCCAAACAAUACCACGCCAACUGAAACUUGUGGACCUACCUCAUUUGCUUAUGAAGAAACCAUAUAUGAUUUUACCACCUGUCCAUCAAAUGCACCCUUACCUAGUGGUUGUUCUCUUGAUGAAACAAUUGUUGGAACUAGAACUCUUGAUGUCUUGAAAUGUUCUACAACAAAUCCUCCUCCUCCAACAGAUCCUCCGAUUAUUUGUCAAUUAGAAACCUUAGUUUCUGAUGAUAUAACUUUAACUAGUAUGUCAUGUAAUUAUAUUCCUGAUGAUUGCUCUACAAGCACUUCGUUGAAUGUUCAUAACAGAACUGUAACCUAUUUUGUUUGUCCAACAACUACUAUUGAACCACUUCCACCUGGUGUUACUACUACAACAAUUUGUCCUCAUUCGAAAUGUCACUCUCCUCCUGGUGGUGGUAAUAAUGGCGGUGGUAAUAAUGGCGGUGGUAAUAACGGUGGUGGUCAUGGCGGUGGUCAUGGUGGUGGUCAUGGUGGUGGUCAUGGUGGUGGUCAUGGUGGUGAUAAUGGAAGUGGUGAUAAUGGAGGUGAUCACAGUGGUGGAGAUAAUGGUGGUGGUGAUCACAGUGGUGGCGAUAAUGGUGGUGGAAAUAACGGUGGUGACAACAAUGGUGGAAACUGUCCUCCACAAUCGACAAUCACUGUUACUGUUGCACAAGAAACUAAAACUGAGACCCAAACCAUUACUGAAUAUAAAACUAAAAUAGUUGAAAAGCCCUCGAAACCCACUAAACCUCCUCAUGGUCAUCAGGAUCAUACAGUAACUGAAACUUGUUAUAUAUAUGAGUCUAUUAUUACUUAUCCAUAUACUACAAUUACAAGUAGCUAUACCUUUACAGUGAAACCUACAAAUACUGAAACAAGCAUAACUACUGAUUCUAGUGAAACUCCAGACACAUCAGAUUCAAUUGAACCUUCAGAAACAACCGAGUCAAUUGAAUCAGUCGAACCAACUGAUCCAACUGAUCCAACAGAUUCAACAGGGUCAACAGAACCAACAGAGUCUCCCGAACCAACAGACUCUACUGAACCUACUGAAUCCACCAAACCUACUGAUACUACUGAUUCAACAGGGUCAACAGAACCAACAGAGACUACAGAGACUCUUGAUCCAACAGAACCUACAGAGUCUACAGAGCCAGUUGAAUCAACUGAACCUAUUGUCUCAAUAGAUCCAACAGAUCCAACCGAACCCACAGAUCCUACAGAGACCCCUGAUCCAACUCAACCUACAGUAACAAUUUUACCUGCUAAAUCUACAACAUUAAGCAACUGA